AUGGAAUACGCUGCAGGCGGCGAUUUAAACUGGCACAUAGAAAAUUAUGGAGCAUUUACGGAACCAAAAGCCGUGUUCUACGCCGCAUGUGUGGUGCUAGGUGUCACGUAUUUACACGAACACAACAUCGUUUAUCGGUUAGUACAAUGUUAAAUAUCAUUUCUACAUAUUACAUUGUUGUUAAUAUGGUGCGUUUAUUAUUGGUUAGAGAUAUAAAACUAAACAAUUUAAUUAUGACAACGGACGGCUACAUAAAAAUAGCGGAUUACGGUUUAUGUAAGCUAAAUAUUGGAUUUGGAGAUCGAACAUCAUCGUUUUGCGGGACUGCCGAAUUUGUAGCGCCAGAAAUAUUAAUAGAGACGUCGUACACACGAAGUGUCGAUUGGUGGGCUUUUGGUAUUUUAAUAUACAAAAUGCUUGUGGGAGAA
Molecule: messenger RNA, 428 nt
Organism: Cinara cedri
Lineage: Eukaryota; Metazoa; Arthropoda; Insecta; Hemiptera; Aphididae
Source: the annotation of a GenBank genome assembly